Messenger RNA from Siniperca chuatsi (mandarin fish), 3440 nucleotides. RefSeq names its product nuclear cap binding subunit 3 (gene ncbp3). The transcript is spliced from 13 exons. Lineage: Eukaryota; Metazoa; Chordata; Actinopteri; Centrarchiformes; Sinipercidae. The record is from RefSeq and is a predicted model, not a curated record. Gene Ontology annotation, molecular function: RNA 7-methylguanosine cap binding; mRNA binding. Bases 69 to 2165 code for a protein of 698 amino acids. Gene Ontology annotation, cellular component: nucleus; cytosol.
GACAGAGAACCAUUUCCGGGUUACGUAAACCGCCGCAGCAGCAGCAGCCGUUGUUCGCAGCUAGCGCCAUGGCGGCAGUGCGUAGCUUACGGGUGUCGGUGAAAUCAGACAGCGGCUCAGACCGCUCGGAAUCGGACUCUGACUCCGAGUCGGACAGAGAUGCCCGCGAAGCCGAACCGAUGGAGGUGGAGGUGGAGGUGGAGGUGGAGCUGGAGGACAUAGCCGUUAACCGUUCCCUGAAGGAGCUGCUGCCGGAUACGAGCCGGCGGUACGAGAACAAGGCCGGAGCGUUCAUCACCGGGAUCGAUGUCACCUCAAAGGAGGCGAUCGAGAGAAAAGAGAAGCGAGCGAGGCGUUUCCAUUUCUGCGUGGAGGAGAGCGUCGGCCAGAGGAACGUCUUCCUGGAUAAAGACGUCAUGAAGAAAGCCAUCCCCAGACUGCGCCUGGAGGCGAUCCACGUGGCCGGCGUGGACGACAUGAGCACGCAGGACGUCUUCGGAUAUUUUAAGGAGUAUCCUCCAGCGCACAUCGAGUGGAUCGACGACACGUCCUGUAACGUGGUUUGGCUGGAUGACAACACAUCUGUCCGAGCCCUCGUCAACAGCAGCCGGAUGCCGGACCCGGAGGCCGUUGCCACGGAGACGGAGAGCGCCGAGCAGUCGGGCGAACAGAGCAAAGCUCGCCGGGGUCAAGGGUCAGAUGAGGAAGAGGAAGAGGGCGAGGUGGACGAGGAGGAGGCGGUGAAGAAGAGCGGCGAGGAGAUCGAGGUGAAAGACAGCGACGGAGAGACGGAGCAGAAAAGGAAGGAGGCGGCCGGUCAGAUGGACGACCUGUCGGCGGCCGAGAGACAGUCUCUGCUGAGGAACGACCUGCGGCCGGCCGUCAAACCCUUCAAAGGGAACAAACUGUUCCUGCGCUUCGCCACGCUGGAGGAUAAGAAGGAGCUGGGCGCCGCUCGCCGCAGCAGGUACUACAUGAAGUACGGAAACCCAAACUACGGCGGCAUGAAGGGGAUCCUCAGCAACUCCUGGAAGAGGAGGUAUCACAACCGGCGGAUCCAGCGAGACGUCAUCAAGAGCAAGAAGCCUCUGAUCGGAGACAGCAUGGGACACACGCCGCCGUACACGCACCGACACUCCGAAAAGCUUCCCAGCUGGUUAGGAAGUGACAGACUGACUCCGCCUCCUCUUCCUCUCUCCUCAGCUGACCUGGUGAACCUGCCCGAGGAGCCCAUCAAGGAGGAAGAGGAGGAGGAGGAGGAGGACGGGGAUGAGGACAUGGAGGAGGACGACAGGGUGGUGGAGUACAGAGAGCGAGGCGACAGGGGCGGAGGCUCGCGGCCGCUGGGGGCGGGGCUUCACGGCCGGGCGGAGCGCUCUCCGUCGCCCUGGUCGGAGUCGGACGAGAUGGACUACGACCUGGAGCUGAAGAUGAUCUCCACGCCGUCGCCCAAGAAGAGCAAGAAGAUGACGAUGUACGCCGACGAGCUGGAUACGCGCCUGAAGAGCAUCCGGAACCGGAUCGGGGGGUCGGGAUCGCAGAGCAGGCCCAAAUCCGCGUCGCCCACCAAAGUGAUGGACGUCCGGCAGCUGCUGGAAGAGAAGAGACAGGGGCUGUCCGGGAGCAGACAGCCCCCCCCGGUGGCCGGCGGCGGAAAGACAGACGUACGGCAGCGGCUGGGGAAAAGACGCUACUCUCCCGACAGACGGCGCUCCCCCUCCCCCGUCUCCCCCAGAGAGACUCCUCCACCCAGAGACCCGGUCAGAGACGUGCAUCGCAGACUGGGCGUGGCCGGUCAGGACAGCAGAGGCCUCUUCUCCAAUUCAUCCAAAGACAGAAAGACAAGCGGCCUGUGGAGCAGACUGGGCUCCGCCGACGACAGCGGCGCCGGACGCCACGAGCGCAGACCGAGCAGCCGGGCGUCGGGCCUCUUCUCCUCCUCGGGCCAGAAAGCCGGCAGCGACGGCAGGAGGAGACGAGGCGCCGGAGGAGAGGAGGAGGUGGAGGUGGAGGAGGAGGACGAGGCGACGCUGCAGAAGAUGUGGGGCGCCAUGAUCAAACAGAAACAGGAGCGUCUGUCCCACAAGAUGAAGAAGAGCCGGCUGGACAACCUGCCGUCGCUGCAGAUCGAGAUCAGCCGCGAGAGCAGCGACUCGGACGCCUGAGGGCGACGCGGCGACUCGGACGCCUGAGGGCGACGCGGCGACUCGGACGCCUGAGGGCGACGCGGCGACUCGGACGCCUGAGGGCGACGCGGCGACGGAGGAAGGAAACCAGCCGAGUUAUUUCUCUUUUGAACUUCAGAUCACUGUUUUCUCCAAUAAUACAAAGACAGGAAGCCGUCAGGCCAGACUGCAGCUGUGUGGUGGGUUUUCAUUUCUGUUUCGUAUUGUGUAUCUGUGGUCCGUGGAUGGAUUAUUGAACAGGCCUGCCAGGCACGGCUCCAGGGGCCCACAGGCUCCAGGGGGCCCCCGUUUGAAGUGUUUAGUUGUCAGUUAAAAGUAGGUAAUGGUGAUACCUGAUGGUGUUGAUCAGAGUCUGCAACCAGGUCCAAACAUGGUUAUAAUGUCUGAAGUCUCUGUUCGCCUCCAGCGUCGGCUGAACGCUGAGGUUCAGCGUGUGAACGGCAGCACCUGGGAGCUCUGUAGGAGGGCUGGGGGGCCCGGGGGGCCCGUCAUCUCAUAAUCCAUCCACGCUCCUGUCGAUAUAUUAAACAUCUGUGCCGAUAUUUAACAGCCAAAACUAGAGGUGCAGCGUUUCUCAGUUGUGUUCUUGUCAGGAUGUAGCAGGACAGGAACACCUGUCAGUGACUCAUUCCUUCGUUACUGUGGAGGUGUUGGACUCUGCUGAGACCCGUCUCCGCUGAGACCUGAACCCUGAACCCGGCGGUCGUAACGCUGCCUUGCUCGGGACCAUUCCUCCACGCUUUGAGCUUUCCGUUGUCUGGCUGCAGCUCGUCUUCGAUGUCAAGUCCAGUACAAAACUUCCUUUAUGAAAUGUGUGUUUUUACAUUUAACUGUCCCCGUUGGGUCUGUGGCGUCGGGUCACGUGUCUCCCGUGUGGACGGCGAGGCGGAGCGAGAGAAGACGCAGAGGAUCAGUGAAAGGAUGAAAAGGAAAUGUGACUCCACCUGUUUCUCCAGACUUGUCAUUGUUUCCUCUGACAGCAGAAAGAACUGAUGAAGCAGACUCUUUUCUGGGGGUAAAUAUCCUAAAUGUUUUUUUAAUCACCUGUGUGCGUCUGUUAUUGAUCGUCCACGUUCCCUCAGACGCUUCCUGUCUGUGGUCUCGUCCUUCCUGCAGUGUCUGUCCUCUGACUGGUGUCAUCUGGUAUUUAAUUUUUUUAAUGGAAACCUUUGGGGCCACAGUGACUGUAGGACACAAGUCAGUGCCAUCGCUGCUGCUCAUGGACAUACAUCAUUAUUAAAAUGUUGGCUCAUG